AUGGCAGCACCCUGCCUUCCCCACAGCUCCUUCCCGCCACCCCUGAGGAUCACCGCUGCCCUGAGUCAGCGCAGCCGCAUGAGGAGGCGGCUGACGCCUUCCUGCCCAUCACCGCGUGCCAGGCGGCACUGCGCACGCCCUGCAGAUCCUCCCCUGAGGCAGGUGAGCACUGGGACGGGCGUGACUUUUCUCAGAGCACAACUUGAGUUCUUUCAGUUUCUGCUGAACUCACUUCCUUUCCUCAGAGCAGCCCAGGAGCCGAGCAGAGCCGAGCACGAGGAGAAGCACGCGCCAGAAAUGGAGAACCUCAGUAUCCCACUCCCAGAUCUCAGCAAAGAACAACAAGACAUUUUCCAGAGGGCUUUUAUUGCUGAUGACAAUUACUUGGAGAAUCACGAGAAAAUGAACCAGUCCUUCUGGGAAUCACUGGUAAAAAGCUUAGCCACCACUGAUCCACCUAUCCUGGCCGCUGAAGAGAAGAACAGUCUCCUCAACAGGUGCAGCGUCCUGCCUGGGGGCUGUGCAGCCUGCCUGAAAGCCAUAGAGAUGAAAGGCGUCAGGGCAAUGGCAGUCCUUUACCUCUUGCUGAAGAGUUCCAACCCAUCUGUGUAUCAGCAGCUGCCCAGUUCUAAGGGAAAGGAUGAAAAAUUAAAACUCCUCAAGAGAUUGGAAAGAAAUCUCAUGCUUUCACAAGAGGAUAAAAAGGCUGAAAACUCCUCCCAGGAAUCCACAGAUGAAGAUACACGCGACAGUGAUGAAGAAGAUUUAGGAAGACACAAGACUGAAGGCCAACUGCUUGGAGGUAUACCAGCUGAGGUUGUUCCCUACGGAGAUUCAGAAAUAACCAGAAGAGAAGAUUCAACUGCAGAUGCAUAUGGGAACAAGAACAUUCACCCUCAAUGGUGGACAGUACGGUGGAUGGGCAUACGCAAGGAUGAUGAAUUCUUUCAUUUUGUUAUUCUUUGCUUCGCAAUUGGAGCUUUACUAGUUUGCUACUACUACUACAAAGAUUGGACAAUUUCUCUUGGAAUUGGUUUAAUCACCUUUGCUUCUCUGGAAACCACUGGGAUUUAUUUUGGUCUAGUGUAUCGACUUCGGAGCGUGCUGGAUGGUUUUGUUCCUCUGAUCGAGAAGUUCAGGCCAACAGGUAUGAGGAAAGCUGCCUAAGAGCAUUUCAGAAGAAUUCAACAAAACUCUCCUGUUUGGAUUUAUAGAAUUAAAAGAACUGCUUUAUCAGGCAGUCAUAAAAUCAUAACAGCUAACACAAAACACUGAAACACUGAACAAUAGAAAUAUAUUCAGUCCACUCAAAAA
Molecule: messenger RNA, 1314 nt
Organism: Centrocercus urophasianus (Greater sage-grouse)
Lineage: Eukaryota; Metazoa; Chordata; Aves; Galliformes; Phasianidae
Gene: TMEM40
Product: transmembrane protein 40
Exons: 13
Coding region: 1-1167 (388 amino acids)
Source: RefSeq, a predicted model, not a curated record